This is a messenger RNA of Thamnophis elegans (Western terrestrial garter snake), 1214 nucleotides long. It is a transcript of the gene MAP1LC3C, whose product is annotated as microtubule associated protein 1 light chain 3 gamma. The record is from RefSeq and is a predicted model, not a curated record. The coding region runs from base 437 to 868 and encodes 143 amino acids. Gene Ontology annotation, molecular function: ubiquitin protein ligase binding. Gene Ontology annotation, biological process: autophagosome assembly; macroautophagy; autophagy of mitochondrion. Lineage: Eukaryota; Metazoa; Chordata; Lepidosauria; Squamata; Natricidae. The transcript has 4 exons. Gene Ontology annotation, cellular component: cytosol; autophagosome membrane; autophagosome.
GAGAUCCUCCACUCCGGGGUGGGGGAACCACAACGGCAAAUCGUUCUUACUAGCGAAUAGUUUUCUUCCACAGCGAAUCCCCCCGCCCCCGCCCGAGCUCUGCAGGGACACGAAGAUUGCGCGUGGGCUACUCUGGACCAGAGAAAGGCUGUGACUUGCCACCUUGCAGGCCCUCGUGUCCCGCACGUUAUUUCUUUUUUUUCUUUUUUGUCUCCAACACCCACUUUUCCCGUUUGGGUCUCGGCCAGACCGUCCGCGGGGAGGGGGGAGAGGGGGAGGAGGGGGGGCGACGCCUCGGGGCAACGAGUGACGUGGAUGUCGCAAGCCGUUAGUUAAAAAGGGGGCUCUUCUGCCCCGGCUGUACAGUCCGGAGAGCAGCUGUCGCGGGGCCGCAGUGGGUGUUUUUCUAAGCAGGCUCUUUGCAAAGCUGGGGGAAAUGCAACCUUUACAGCAGAACUGCCAGCCCGUCAGGCCGUUUAAGCAAAGGAAAAGUUUUGCCACCCGAGUGGAAGAAGUAGCAGGCAUUCGUGGGAAGUUCCCGACAAAAGUUCCAGUAAUUGUUGAAAGAUAUCAGAAAGAAAAAUACCUCCCCCUGUUGGACAAAACAAAGUUUCUUGUACCACAAGAGUUAACUAUGACACAGUUUAUAACCAUCAUUAGAAGCAGAAUGGCAUUGAGUGCUACCCAAGCUUUCUACUUGCUGAUAAACAACAAGAGUUUAGCCAGUAUGUCUUUAACUUUGGCCGAAGUAUACCAAGACUACAAAGAUGAAGAUGGAUUUGUAUACAUGACAUAUGCUUCCCAAGAGAUGUUUGGAGGUCUAACUACUUCCAAAGUAAAAUGCAAGGAAUAUCUCCUAAAAAGAUAAGUCUUCACUUGGUGACAGCAUGGCUGAACAGUGAGCUGUACAUCAUUCAGAUUACUUGAAGAUGAAAGGUGCUCUGUCUAACGCGGGCUCUUCUGCAAAAUUAAUGGCCCAGGAGUUGGCAAGACCCAACUAAAGAACUGAGGAGUGGGAUAAACCAUCCCAAACAAAUGAAAUAGACACAUAGUUUCAUAAUUUGGCUCCUUGCCAGCCAAAGACGUUAGUAGUGAUAUGCUACCCUUAAAUCAUGUAUCUGCUUAAAAAAGUGUUGCCAUAAUUGGAAAUGAAUGAAAACGAUGAAAUUUUAUAACCAAGUUAAAUGACCUGGACACAAAUUGUCUGCUUAACA